UCUCGCAGAUUUCACUGCAAACUUUGAAGAUGGACACUACAACAUUUGAUUAUGAAGAGAGUAAUUACAGCGACGACCCAGUGGGCCUGAUCACGCCGUGUCGCAGGGACGAGGACAACAGUCUGGGAGCGAACCUCUCCGUCCUUUACUACUUCAUAUUUCUCUUCAGUCUCUUUGGAAACGGGCUGGUUCUGGUCAUUAUCCAUCGGUUUGAGAAGCUGACGACUGUGACCAACAUCCUGCUGCUGAACCUGGUCUUCUCCUCCCUGAUCUUCAUGAGCAGCCUUCCCUUCAUGGCAGCGUACAUGCAGCUCUCCACCUGGAUCUUCGGAAAGGUCAUGUGUAAGAUGGUGGGCAGCGUCUACUACCUGGGCUUCUACAGCUCCGUGCUCUUCCUCACCCUUUUGACCUUUGACCGACACCUGGCUGUGGUGUACUCGUUGGACGCGGCGCGGGUGAGGAACAGAGGAUAUGCAGUCACCUCCUGUGCUGUGGUGUGGCUCAUCAGCAGCCUGGCGUGCAUCAAACCCAUGAUUCUCCACAACACUUAUUUUUAUUCUAUUGACAACAAAACCUACUGUGACGAGUAUCCGGGCGAUUUGCCGAAUAUUAACGUGCACCACCUGAGGACGUGCGGCUUUUACAUUCAGCUGUUCCUCUUCUUGAUCUUCCCUCUGGCCGUCAUCGUCUACUGUUACGUUAGGAUUGCGGUCACAGUGCUGUCGUCCAGGAUCGUUACCAAGUUCAAGACCGUCAGGCUGAUUUUGGUCAUCGUCAUUUUGUUUUUCCUGUGCUGGACUCCGUUCAACAUCGUCCUGCUGAUGGACGACAAAUCCUGUGAGGAAGCGCAGAGGCGGGGCUACGCGCUUCACAUCACCCGUAACUUUGCCUACAUUUACUUCUGUUUCAGUCCCAUCUUCUACACAUUUGUGGGGAAAAAGUUCCAGAACUACUUCAGACAGAUGCUGGUGAAGCGUUUCCCGGGGUUAAAGCUUCACAUCGCUGUCACUCAAAACAGCAGAAACAACGGGUCAUCAAAGAGUUCACCAAAUGACCUCUAGGAACGGGACGCACUGAGACAGUCGGACAGGAAAGACUCCACUCAGGUCUGUUUCAUGUGAACAUAUCAUUUCUAACAGCAUCUGUAGUGAAGGACACAGU
Solea senegalensis (Senegalese sole) is the source of this 1161-nucleotide messenger RNA. RefSeq names its product C-C chemokine receptor type 3-like. Bases 30 to 1061 code for a protein of 343 amino acids. The record is from RefSeq and is a predicted model, not a curated record. Gene Ontology annotation, cellular component: membrane. Lineage: Eukaryota; Metazoa; Chordata; Actinopteri; Pleuronectiformes; Soleidae. Gene Ontology annotation, biological process: immune response; chemotaxis; G protein-coupled receptor signaling pathway. The transcript is spliced from 2 exons. Gene Ontology annotation, molecular function: chemokine receptor activity.